UUUAACCAUUCCAGGAGAGUAUAAAUGUCAGCUGCUCUAGUCUUGGCUGCAUUACCACCGACCAGUCCUCAGCCGGCAACAUGAAGCUGGGUGGCCUCUGCCUCCUGCUCCUCCUCGCCGUCCUUCUCACCCUCAAUGCAGAGCUCCAGGCAGUUGAUGUAGGUAUCUGUGUGACGGAGUGCAAGGUAGACCAGGACUGUGGGGCAGGAAGACGAUGCACCAGCAAUGGAUGUGGCCGGGUCUGCUCCCCAGUCCGGCGAAGAGAGGCCUGCGAGCACCAGUGCAGAGAAGACAGGGACUGUGGGAGUGGACAUCAGUGCGUGAGGAAGGGCUGUGGGCACGUCUGCGCCCCCGUCCAUCAAGUCGGUAUCUGUGUGACGGAGUGCAACGUAGACCAGGACUGUGGGGAAGGAAGACAAUGCACCAGCAAUGGUGUGGCCGUGUCUGCUCCCCAGUCCAGCAAGAAGAGGGCUGCGAGCACCAGUGCAGAGAAGACAGGGACUGUGGGAGUGGACAUCAGUGCGUGAGGAAGGGCUGUGGGCACGUCUGCGCCCCCGUCCAUCAAGUCGAUGUAGGUAUCUGUGUGACGGAGUGCAAGGUAGACCAGGACUGUGGGGAAGGAAGACGAUGCACCAGCAAUGGAUGUGGCCGUGUCUGCUCCCCAGUCCAGCAAAAAGAGGCCUGCGAGCACCAGUGCAGAGAAGACAGGGACUGUGGGAGUGGACAUCAGUGCGUGAGGAAGGGCUGUGGGCACGUCUGCGCCCCCGUCCAUCAAGUCGAUGUAGGUAUCUGUGUGACGGAGUGCCGUGUAGACCAGGACUGUGGGGAAGGAAGACAAUGCACCAGCAAUGGAUGUGGCCGUGUCUGCUCCCCAGCCCAGCAAAGAGAGGCCUGCGAGCACCAAUGCAGAGAAGACAAGGACUGUGGGAGUGGACAUCAGUGCGUGAGGAAGGGCUGUGGGCACGUCUGCUCCCCCAUCCCUCAAGUAGGUAUCUGUGUGACGGAGUGCAAUGUAGACCAGGACUGUGGGGCAGGAAGACGAUGCACCAGCAAUGGAUGUGGCCGUGUCUGCUCCCCACCCCAGGGAGGAGGACUCUGUGUGGACCGCUGCCGAGGAAACUGGGACUGUGGGGCCGGAGAAGAAUGUAUCAGGAAGGGAUGUGGACGGGUCUGCUCUCCAGCCCAGGAGCCAGUGGUAGGUAUCUGUGUGGAUCAGUGCCGAAGACACUGGGAAUGUGGUCCACGGAUGCGGUGUGUCUCCACUGGAUGUGGCCACAUCUGCUCACCAGCCCAAGACCAAGUUGAACAGAGACCCGGAAAAUGUCCAGUGUUGCCAAAAGGAACGAUUGGACUUUGUGCUGAAUUUUGCUCUGGGGAUGACUCCUGUCCCAGCGGACAGAAGUGCUGCAGCAAUGGUUGUGGACACUCUUGCCAGACUGCUGUUCCAGACGAGAAAACCUUCCCUAGCCGUUUGGAUGACUGAUGAACCUUGGCCUCCUUCCAUAAUUGUUCCCACAUGUCACCUUUAUUUGAAGAGCUGGGCUUUUCCAGGAACUCCACCUUUGCCAGGAACCCCAGGAUCAUGGGGUGAGGUUCUAGAAUAACUUGGCUUAAGGGUUGAAUUCUGGCAAUUGUUUAAGGAAUAGUGCUUGCAAAGGAUCCUUCUUCUGAAUAAAACGACUUCUCUGGCAUUA
Messenger RNA from Sus scrofa (pig), 1694 nucleotides. The record is from RefSeq and is a predicted model, not a curated record. Lineage: Eukaryota; Metazoa; Chordata; Mammalia; Artiodactyla; Suidae.